AUGCUCCAGGCCGGCUUCAUUCCACCUCAGCCGACUGUCGGAUCGCCUCCGGAAGACGACGGAGUCACCGACGAUCCGAAGGUCGAGCUCGACGAUCGAGAGCUCUGGCAGAAGUUUUCCCAGUGCGGAACCGAGAUGGUCAUCACAAAGAGCGGAAGGUUGGUUUUCACUUUCCAAAUUCCUUAUCGCCCGUUUCUUGUCUCAUUUGGCUCCGUUCCCAUUCAUAAGCCAGACACUCUGUCUUCCUUUUUUAAGCAUUUCUUACGGUUUUGCCUUUCAAGAAAACACUUUUCCCAUAGCUGCUAUUUUGUUAGUUUGGUUGCCAAUUUUUUAAAAUUUGAAAUUACAAACAUAGUUAGUUUCUUCUGCGACAUCCACUCAAUCCACUCAAGACUCCAGCACCCAUUUUUUCUGGCCCUCAGCUGUCAGAACUUUUUGCUUUUCCAAGUGCUCUUCCCAUUAUAUUCACUGCUUUUUCGUCGGCUCUAACGUGUCUUUGAGCCCAUUCCCUUUUUUAAAUGCUUCCCUGAAAUUGUCAAAUUUCACACCAUCCGUGCCAGAAAUCGUCGCCCUCUCUGACACCCCAAAUCGAAUUUCCUACAGUAAUCUCGGCGGCGGCGACACGAGAGCAAAAGGGAGCAAGAGAGGGGGAAAAAGAAAGAGCAGGACGACAAAAAGGCGUGAAAAUGUUUAUCACAAGCCGUGUCACAGACGUCUUUUCGCUUGUCGCUUUCAAAAAAAAUGAGGGGAAAAGUGUGACAAUUGGCGCGGGAGUGGGCCCGAAUCGAUGGAGCCGUGGGGGACCCACUUGACUUCUUCUUCUUCUUCGUUGCCCUAUUUGCAUUUCGGAUAAUUCAAUUUCCAUUCCCAUAUCCCCCGGAUCAAAUUUCAGUAGUGUUGGUGUGCAACUGAGGGGAAAUCGAGCACGAAUUACUGGGGAUCAUCUGGAACUCAACUGUUUCUUCUUUCCAGACGGAUAUUCCCUGCCUACCGGGUGAAAGUGAGUGGUCUCGACAAGAAGAGCAAGUACUUUGUGAUGAUGGACCUGGUGCCGGCCGACGAGCACAGGUACAAGUUCAACAACAGCCGGUGGAUGAUCGCCGGAAAGGCGGAUCCCGAGAUGCCCAAGACCCUCUACAUACACCCGGAUUCGCCGGCGACAGGUAAACGGGAUUACUGUAUCGCACAGAGGAUUAGCAUCGGAUUAACUUUGCAGGCGAGCAUUGGAUGUCCAAGGGCGCCAACUUUCACAAACUCAAACUGACGAAUAACAUUUCGGAUAAGCACGGAUAUGUGAGUGAAUAGGGCCUCUUUUUAUUGCCUUUUUGGGCGGAUUACCUUUACUGUCGACGGUCUGAGUCCCCAAAUCCUCUGCGAUUGUUGUUGGCGGGACCGCUCGCUACAGUACUCUCGAAUCAUUUCAUAUGCGCGCGCCAAAACAAAGAAGAAGAAGCCGGGCGAAUCCGAAGCGAAAGAGUCGAAUUUCGCACCGAGACAGAGGACUUUUGUGGGGGGCAAAAGAAUAAAUGAAUUUGCAAAGAGACUCUUUUGAAUGCUAGUGCCGACAGACGGCUGAAAGGGGGUAUCGUAAUUGCCACGUCAUUGCAUUACUACAGUAGUACUUCUAACGUGAUCCGUCAAAGUAGUAUGUCAAAACGGAUGGACUGAGAUGUUAGAAUGAAGAAAAUAUGGAUGCACAUUCGUUUCUUCUUCUUCUUCUUCUUCUUCCGUUCCCAUUCCGAAUGAUUUGUCUAAAGAGCACGUCACUUUCCCUUCUGAACUUCUGACUCUGAUUCCACUUCUCCGCGGGGGCAUCGAAUUUCGCGGGCGCCGUCAGUUUUGCCGCUUUCUCGUAUUAUUUGUUGCCCCCGAAGAGAUUUGUCGGUUUCGAAUGUCAUUGCCUUCUUCUUCUUCUUCUUCUUCUUAUUCCCAUCACUAAUCUUCGCAAAUCCUUGCAGACGAUUCUCAACUCGAUGCACAAGUACCAGCCGCGUCUGCACGUCGUCCGAUGCUCCGACCGUAUCAAUCUCAUCUACAGCACGUUCCGCACGUUCGUCUUCCGCGAGACCGAGUUCAUCGCCGUCACCGCCUAUCAGAACGAGAAGGUGAGUGAGUGUGUGUCACAUUUCACACCGGAGCUACCGUACACCCCCUCGCCUCCCUCUCUAUCGACGGCGCCCAUCAUUUUAAUUCGCGCUACCGUACUCGUUCCUCCCCGCCAGCAAUCUGGUUCCUGCCAUUGAAUCACGAAGACAAUCCGUCUUUUUGCAGGUCACCGAACUGAAAAUCGAUCACAAUCCGUUCGCGAAAGGGUUCCGGGAUGCGGGAGCCGGGAAGCGCGAGAAGAAGCGGCAGUUGCACCGGAUGAACGGAGACGCGACGCAGAGCCCGCCCGGCAAGACCGCCUCCCUUCCGACGCAUUCUCCGCACCCGUCCGAGUCCGCUUCCGAAGACGACGAGCCGGCGGCGAAGCGGUCGAAACCGGAGCCGACGGCGCAGCAGCAGACUCCGAGCACCUCGAGUCUUUCCACGUCGACGACGCCGACGCUCUCCGCGCAUCCUCUCCGUUCGCCGGCGUUCUGCAUGCCUCCGAUGGACAUGAUCUACCCGAAUAACCUGGAUAUUCUGGCGGCCGCGCACUGGCAGAACAUGGCCUCCCUCUUCUCUCCCUUCUCGCACCUCGCCGCUUUGGGCUCUCCGGCCGCUUCUCUGCUCUCCAAACAUCUUGCCAAGGUCGAGGAGGCAAAGGAGAUCAAGGCGGAGGUGUCGGACGCCUCCGAAUCGGACAAGCCGACGACGCCGCCGAAAAAGGGCGGCUUCGAUGUGUCGGAUCUGCUCGCAAAGCCAUAA
This is a messenger RNA of Caenorhabditis sp. 36 PRJEB53466, 2850 nucleotides long. The record is from the annotation of a GenBank genome assembly. NCBI's taxonomy places the organism in Eukaryota, Metazoa, Nematoda, Chromadorea, Rhabditida, Rhabditidae.